AUGAGCGCCGCCGCCCAGGCCCCGGAGCCCGACCCGCAGGAGGGGGGCCCUGGGCAUGGCCCGGGUGCGGCCGGGGAGGGCAGCCCGCAGGAGGAGUUUGACUUCUCCAUUCUCUUCGACUACGACUACCUGAAGCCGAUCGAAGAAGAACCGACUCCACAUAAAACCAACAGCCCACCCUCUGGAGUUACAUACGCUCAUGAUGUCCUGGACUGUGGCCUCAAGCCAUGCCCCCUGCCUUUUUCUAGCCUUUCUGCAGAUCCCAUGGGCAGAUAUGGACAGCCAGAUAGCAUAGGGACAACACCUACACACCCUGCCAACGCUGCAGGGGCCUCUGCUCCGAGCCCUAGGAUUGAAAUUACUCCAUAUCAUGAACUGAUUCAUUCAGGGGGUCCCUUCCGCAGCAGAGACACAGAUGUUCUUUUGGUAGAACAUCAGCCAAACUCAGCCACCACUAGCCCAAGGGUUACCCUGCCUGUCCCUGGCUUUGAGGGCUACAGAGAACCACUGUGUUUGAGCCCAGCUAGUAGCGGCUCCUCUGCAAGUUUCAUUUCAGAGACAAAUGUAUCUCCUUGCACAUCACCAUGUGUUUCACCAAAUAAUGGUCCUAGUGAUGACCUUUGUCCACAGUUUCAAAACAUCCAUACUCAUUAUUCUCCUAGAACCUCUCCAAUAAUGUCACCACGAACAAGCAUCACGGAGGAAACCUGCUUGGGACGACAUUCACCAUCACCCUGUCCCAACUCAAGGUCUUCAUCACCAGGUGCAAAACGGAGGUAUUCUUGCACUGAGCUCUACAGUACUCAGCUGCCUUCCACUUCUCCACGACAGUCAAGGACCCCCUCUCCACAAUCCUCUCCUCGCGUCCCCUUGAGAGAAGACAACUCUUCAGUUACUUACACGCAGUUGCCCAGCGCUCCGCUUUCCAUGGAUGCUAUGAACAGCCUUCCUACGGAUCCUUCCUGCGGUGUUCCCACAAAAAUUUGGAAAACCAGCCCUGAUCCUUCAUCAAUGCCUUCCCACAAAAACAGCAUUCCAUGUCACGUCUUUCAGACUGUUGACUUCCACGGGCCUUGCGAACAGGAAGACAGGAGAAACUCAGCCCCAGAAUCAAUUUUGUUGGUACCUCCAUCCUGGACAAAGCAACUGGUGCCUGCAAUACCAAUCUGCAGCCUGCCCGUGCAGUCGCUCCCACCCCUCGAGUGGCCACUCUCCAGCCAGUCUGGCUCCUACGAGCUGCGGAUCGAGGUGCAGCCAAAGCCUCACCACCGGGCACACUAUGAGACGGAGGGAAGCAGGGGGGCUGUAAAGGCACCAACCGGAGGCCAUCCCGUCGUCCAGCUUCACGGUUACAUGGAGAACAAACCCUUGGGCCUUCAGAUCUUCAUUGGGACAGCAGAUGAAAGGAUACUUAAACCUCACGCUUUCUAUCAAGUCCAUCGCAUAACGGGAAAAACCGUCACCACCACCAGCUAUGAAAAAAUCAUUGGCAACACCAAAGUUUUAGAGAUCCCAUUGGAACCAAAAAACAACAUGAAAGCAACCAUUGACUGCGCAGGGAUUUUGAAGCUGAGGAACGCAGACAUCGAGCUGCGCAAGGGAGAGACAGACAUUGGCAGAAAGAACACCCGUGUCCGGCUCGUCUUCCGUGUGCACAUCCCAGAGUCCAACGGCAGGAUCAUCUCUCUGCAAGCAGCAUCAAACCCCAUCGAAUGCUCCCAAAGGUCUGCUCAUGAACUUCCAAUGGUUGAAAGACAAGAUAUUGAUAGCUGCCUCGUUUAUGGAGGACAACAGAUGAUCCUGACUGGACAAAAUUUCACAGCAGAGUCCAAGGUGGUGUUCACAGAAAAAACGUCAGAUGGGCAGCAGAUCUGGGAAAUGGAGGCAACAGUGGACAAAGAUAAGAGCCAGCCUAGCAUGCUUUUUGUAGAAAUACCAGAGUACCGUAACAAGCACAUUCGCACAGCUGUGAAGGUGAAUUUCUAUGUCAUCAAUGGGAAAAGAAAAAGAAGCCAACCCCAGCAUUUUACCUAUCACCCAGUACCAUCAAUCAAAACAGAGCCCAUUGAUGACUAUGAUCCAGCUUUAAUCUGCAAUACAGUACACAGUGGUCUGGGAACAGUAACACAGCCUUACUAUUCACAGCAUACAAUGGUCACCGAAUCCCCUUCCUGCCUUGUGGCCACUAUGGCUCCUUGCCAGCAGUUGCGCUCAGGCCUUUCUUCUCCUGAUUCUCGAUACCAUCAGCAGAAUCCAGCCGCUGUAAUAUACCAAAGAAGCAAGAGCCUUAGCCCAAGCCAAUUGGGCUACCAGCAAUCCAAUCUGAUGGCUACACCAGUUGCUAUUUCAGAUGCCCAUAGGUCAGUGCUCGUGCAUGCUGGUUCUCCAGGCCAAACUUCAGCGGUGCUCCACCACUCUCCAGGCAACCAGCAGUCUUCUCCAGUGAUCCACUACUCUCCAACCAACCAGCAGCUGAGGUGUGGAAGUCACCAAGAAUUUCAGCACAUCAUGUGCUGUGAAAAUUUUACGUCCAAUGUUGCAAGAUCCAGCCAGCCCCAGGUCAGUCAAGCACAAAGGUUAAGUCCAAGCUCAUAUCCUACCGUGAUCCAGCAGCAGACAGCCUCAGGCCAGCGAGCAGCAAAAAAUGGACCACCGGUUAGCGACCAGAAAGAAGUGUUACCAGCUGGAGUCACUAUUAAACAGGAACAGAAUCUGGACCAGGCAUAUCUGGAUGAUGAGCUGAUAGAUACACACCUUAGCUGGAUACAAAACAUUAUAUGAGAAAGAAUGACUGUGAUCUUUGAUCCAAGCAAUCAAAAAGAAAGUUAAUGAAAUUAUCAGGAAGGAAUUUUCUGGACUCCCUGCCAGAAAUCAGACAUAGAAGAAGAGAUCUGUGAGACAACUUCUUUUACUGAAUCCUUCCAUAGCUGACCUCUUAGAUCCUUCCAGUGGCCCUGCAACCUCCUGCUUCCUUAACUCUUCAUCUCAAGGCACCAAUUCAAUGCAAGGAACAAUGUAUUGGCAUCAAGCUGACAGCCUUGACUAAGCAACUUGCCACCUCUCUCUGUAAACAUCGAGAAGGACACCCUUCCUUUCGUCCAAAGAUCGUAUUGUUCUCCUGUAACAGAGCAUCUGACUGAGGAAACUCUUCAAGCCUGCUGCAAAAUAUCUGUCUACGUAUCGAUCUAUCUUAGUAAUAAGGGAGAAGGGAUAUGUCACUCCUGAACACAGCACAAAGCAAGGGAGGUUAUAUCUUAGUGCUUAUUUGGGUGGGGUGGGAAAUGGGGGAAGAAAGAGUAAUAUAUUCCAUAAAAGAAUAACGCCAAUUUGCGGUUCAGUAACAAUGACUUGCCCUCCAGGUCUCAAAGCCCUUUUAGGACAUUUUAUUGCUGUAGGAAACUGGGGCAAUCCAAGCUUGCUCAGCCUUUAUCCAACCUGGGAUCAAAAGCCAUUUUUUUCUGACUCUGAGCACUGUGAUCAGUAUUUCAAACAGUAGAUGUCAGCUGAAUCCAAGAGUUUCCUUCAUUUUUCUUGUCAGAUAGGAUAGGAGUUUGAAGGAGAAGGAUACUUACAGAGAACCAGUGAAAAGAGCAAUUCAGCAGCUGUAACACCUGUCCCAAGGUAAAAUAAACCCAGAUAAAAAAGAGAUUAAUAUAUAGGAGUCACAGUGAAGCCAAAGAGUUUAUGAUUGAUCCUUAUUAAUGUUUAGGAAGUGUAUGAACACACCUUAUUUUCUCUCUGAUAAAUUGUUGCUGUUUCUUUUCAUAUAGAACCUACUAUUGGCUUGUAACUUGUCUCAUUUUAGCAGCUGUAGCAUUUAACCGCGCAAGCUGCAGAGGAAAAUAAUUGCAUCUUACAGAAGUCAUUAAUUGCAUGUUACAGAAGCCAUAUGUUCCAGAAAAAAAUACACACUUACUUAUAUUCACCUAUAGCUUUGCAAAGCUACCAGCAAUCUCUCAAAAGGUUAAAUUUCCAUGUGAGUUAGUAUGUUAUGUUCUGCUUCAUGUGUUGGAAUAUACUGUACUGGCACAUGCUUAUCACAAUAAAGGAUAACCGCUGCCAUCUGCAGUUGUACAGCUAGCAAGUUAAUAACAUUUUGGUAUGGCAUUACUACCACAGUGUGAUAAAAAGGCAUCAUGAGUGGAUAAUCAAUGUACAGUAGAAGAUAGAUAGCCAUAAUAUUGUAGGAAAAACAUAGUAAUCUUUUCUGGUUUUGUAAAUGAGGAGUGCUGAUAUCUUUAAGAGGGCAGAGCUGGAGCUCUGUUCUAGAAAACGCAGUGAAACUAUCCUGUUUUCAGUUGUUUCACAGUAAACUUUGCUGAAUACCAACAUGCCCACAUGCUCACAGCAGGAAUUAGGUUACAUGAAUGCAGCAGACCAGCAGAGCAGCUACAUAAUUUGUUCCCCAAUAGUGCAGAAAGAUCUCGCAUAAACCCUGCAGAGUAUGUGCUUAGUUCAACAGAAAUCAUUUCAGGAGUAUUGAGAAGAAUAUAUUUUCUACCACUAAAAGCUGGCACUUAAACUCCACAAAGUCUUCAGUUUCAGAGUGGGAGACAGAAGCAUUAGACUUUCCAGAACACCUGACCUAGUCUCAGCUAUAAUCUUGUAUCUUAAACAGAAAUCUGAAUUUCACAAGAGCAGCUCUAAUCUCUGGAUUUAACCAAGAUCCAGAACCAGAGCAGAGCCUUUCCUGACUGCACAUCCUAAACUGGUAUUAAUAACACAACUUGGGAGGAUUUGCUGCUUUUUUUCCCCUUGAAGUACUGCUAACACCUACCAAUAGCACCAGAAUAAGCUGGUCUGCUUUGUGAGAUUAAAAUCUUCUAUCACAAAAUGAGUACCCUGUAUCCCAACACCAAAAAGUCACUGUAUGUCUCAUACUGGUGCUUAUACUGUGAGCUCUGCACAUGGCAUCAGUAUGAAUGGCAAGAUACCCGAAUGCCUGCAGAGGUGAAAAUGGCCUUUUUUUAUUGCUGACUUCUACAGAGACAAAACUGAGGCUCAGACUAGCUGAAAAAGACUUCUGCACAGGGGAAUUACUGAUUGUAGUAUACAGCACUCUUACAGUGCUUUGACUGGCUCACAUGCCUCAAAAUAGCUACUUUGGACUGUUUUAAAACUGCCAGUGCACCAAAAUGUGACAUAUAGUAUGGAUUUUUAAUGCAGUCUGAUGGUUUUGGACAAUUUAAAAGAAAUCCUCAGGCCAGAAGUUGCCUGUCAGAAGUUCUUUGCUGCAGCUGAGUAAAAGAACAGAUGAAAUGUGUCUGCUGGUUUCACAGAAUUCAAGCUUGGACAUAUCAAAAAUGACCAUCUAAUUUUCCCUGAUCAGGCCUAUAAAGUAUAGGAGAAAUUUAAAACAAAGCAAACCAAAAAGCCAUUCAGAGAAAAAUCCCCAAAUAGGUGACAUACAUAAACUUUUCUCUUGCUGGAUUUUAACUAGAAUAUCGAACAACAUUAAAGGCUUUUCAAAUCAGAAGACACACUGAUGUAGUUUAAAAAUAUUUCUGCUUAUUUGGUGAUUGUCCAUAGCAACUGCUUGUCAAUAGUCCUCUGUAUGCAGCUGAAUGGCUGAUCUUGAAGUCAGAUAACACAGAGCGAAUGCGCUGGCAACCUUCCUCCUGCAGCGUGCAAUUGCAGUAUGUAAGUUCAUGAUGCAGACUGAGUUUUACUUUUAUAUUUUGCCACUCUCCCCCACUGAUCAUUUAAACAUCUUUCUCCUCUUUUUACUAUAAGGCAUAAAUGUGUAUAGCAGACAAGAAAAAUGUGGGCUCAUAGCAAAAGCUUUGCAGCAUUCUAAGGGACCCAGGCAGGCAAAGCCCUGAGCCCUUGCACUGCUCCAUCGAAGCUACUUUGCAGGAUGCACCCACAAAACAUGCGCUCUUUAACCGAAAGACAAGUUUUCCACUGCUCUUCUGUGUUCCUUUGGGCACUUUGCUGUAGAGAGGGGGAGGGGACUUGUUAUUUAAUGGGCUACAAGUGCUUUACUCAUGCUUGCAUUAGUUGUAUUUCUUCCUUGUUUUUAAUGCAUAGAUAUUAAUCUGUGUUUGUGUCAGUGCAUAUAUAUAUAUUCAUAUAAUAUAACCAUAUGGAUCUAUAUGGAUAUAUUAUAUAUAUAUAAUUAUAUAUGAACACACAUUCCCUCCCCCCCCCCCCAGUUACAAACUUGGGGCAUGAUCCUGUAAUUGGCUCCAGUCAGCCGGACAUAUGCAGGCACAUGAAGCCAGCUACUGGAUCAAGGGUUCAUAAAAUGUAUAUAAUAUAGACUACAUUUUAGUGGUUUUAUUUACAGCUACAGGAGGUCAGGCUGUGCUACUCUAUCUGCUUUUACAUGCAACCGUUAGUUAAAUAAUACAGUUUUAACCAACUUUAUAUUUAUUUCCAGAGAAAAAGACCAUCCUCAGACAUAGCGUUGUGCAUUGCAUUGGUUGGUUAGUGCAUGACAAAUGCAUUGGUGUCUCUUUUUAAGCAGAAAACUGUUAUGUUAAAAGUAUAUAGCUAGGCUGAAGAACUUUGAAAUACACAGUACUAAAUUAUUUCCUGUUCUUGCUGAGCAGUGGUUUUCCAGUAUUAAUAUUUUGUUACUUAAAACAACUUUCUUUCUUUCUGCAGAAGCAUUAGCUUAACCUUGGAAGAGUUAAUACCAUUUUGUGAGUAAUUUGUUCUCACUUUAUCUGGAAGAUAGCCAUAUUUGCACAUGAGGAAACUCUGUCUUUCCUCAGUUGUCUGAAUGUUUCACCACAGUGCCUUCCUGCCAUUGUACCAAAGGCCUCCAAAUAUAUUCUCAACAGGGUGAACAACUCUAAUGCAUUUUCCAUCAAAGUUAUACCAUGCGAAGUACAUGGGGCUCGUUGGAAAUCAGAAGUUCAUCUCUUUCUCUUUUUGUGUGUGUGUGCAUUUUUUUUUUUACUUUCAUUUUUUUUCCAUCCAAGCUUUGGCUGCAAAUACAGGAUGAGCUUCUAUAAACUUCUGCAUCAAGUAUAUGAAUACGUAGACAAAAAUCAUCAUUCGUGAUAUGUAAACAGUUUGAGAGUGGAAUGGGAGUGGACAGAUACCAGGAAGAUUAGUUUUUGUCAGUUAUGAGUGUUGGAAGUACAGUUUGCCAGGAGAGUAAUGGCUCGUGAAGAUACUUGCAAUGAAAUAUGAAGUCCCGUUUUUGUUUUUCUCCAUGAGAAUGAGCAAAAUGUAAGAUCUGAACAGCAGCAACGGAAUGAAAGUGUCUAAUGUAUGUGUUUUUAUUGGUAGAAAGAAUGUAGAAGAGCCAUGGUUUUUGCACUUGCUUUAUUUGUAUCCAUGUAAAUAUGUAUCACUUCCAUUCUUCCUGUAGGAAUAAAGCAUUUUCUGAAUGUAGAAUAUUUCCAAAACCAGCACUAUGUUAUUCUCUAUUGUAUAAAAUGCUGCUGCUUAAUAACAUAUCUAAAACAGUUCUCAAAUUAGCUAGCAUGUUUUUUUGAAGUAUAUUUUGUAAUCCAUAUCUUUACAAAAAAGUGUCUAUGCUUUUUGUCUGACCAAAUAUGCAACACCUUUUGGAUUAAGGAUAGUAUUUAUAAAGGAUCAAUUUUCAUUUUCUGAGUGUAUUUUCUAUGCAAUUGUUGUAGAAUUGUUAUUGUCCUAAAAAAGAUGUAUUGGAUAAAUUUUCCAAAGACUUCAAAGACAGCUUUAAACAUUUCAGAAAAAUGUUUCUAAAUAUUUCAGUCUGUCUUUUUCCCGUGCAUUUAUUUCCAAAUUGCUACUUAAUAAGGAACAAUUAUCUGCCAGAUGGGAUUCAAGAAAAUGACUGUCUUAAUAUCAAACCUCAAAUUGAUUCAGUUCUUUGUAAAUUUUGCACCCCUUAAAAUCUUCUCAUGUUCCAGUUGAUCUGCAAUUCUGAGUGUAUGUUAUUUAUAUUACAUAUUCCUGUGCACUAGGAAGGGGCACCAGAGUUAGGUUUAGCCUGGGUGAAUUGCAGCUUCUCCAGAAAUCAACUGUUUUCCUCAUCAUUUACAUUGCAGUGAUUUCUUACUGUAAAUAAGGCGUCUGUCUGCUAUCACACGUGGAAAGUUAUAAUUCUUUAUUCAUCUCAGUUCAGAAUGAAAAACCCACCUUUUUGAAUGUUUAACGUAAGAUUGACAUCUGUCUUGUUAAUGUCUGCUACUUCAUAACUGCAGCGGGUGACAGCCGAUAGCAAUUUGUCUAACUACCAGUCAGUAUCUAAUCUACUAUGGGCUGUUUAAGAUUUGUUUAGUCAUUUCUGUUGUUCCUGAGGUACAGAAAACCUAAAUUGGUACCUGACCUGCAUCGCAAUAAAUUUCAAAUGAAGGUGUUGGUACUGUAAAAGAUCAUACAGGCUGCAAAUAAGUGGUUAUCUGGGGAAAAGUUAGGAAUUUGAGUUUCUUUUUAAUAACACUCAUAAAAUAACAAAACUGGGUAGAAAAUUCUAGAAUGAGUGAGCCACAAUAAUGAAUGAUGAUGUAUGUGUUUGUAAUAGCUCAGAAAUCCACAGAUGUGGUGUUGGAAUAAUCAGGAUAAACUGCCAUCAUUUUAGUGAUGCUUAUCAGUACCUUACUACACAGGCAGUGUGGUGAGACCUGGGACUAGAGAAUUGACAUACAGACUGAAUAAUGGUGGCCUGAGACUUACAUAUAUGUGUGUGUGUGUGUGUGUGUAUGAGUGUAUGUAAUUAUGAAGGGAUCCUCCCCCACUGAAAUCCAAACCUCCUUGCUGAAGCCCUACCCUGUAUGUUCAGGUAAAGCCAUAUGUUAAUAGAUACACGAGUGAGAAUUGUCACUCCAAUCAUCCUAACAGAUGUCUUUUUAAUCAGUUUGUUCAAAAGCCUAAGUUUUAAGAUUUGAAAAGGGGUUUGUAUAAUUCACAUUCCUACAACAACAUUGUUAACCUCCAAUGUAAUGAUUUUUUGCUAUCUGUAAAAUAUUUUUAUAUAUUGCCUGUACUAUGGUAGCUUAGCAAUAAAUGAAAGGAUAUCAUCUGC
Strigops habroptila (Kakapo) is the source of this 8965-nucleotide messenger RNA. It is a transcript of the gene NFATC2, whose product is annotated as nuclear factor of activated T cells 2. Gene Ontology annotation, cellular component: transcription regulator complex. The transcript is spliced from 11 exons. The record is from RefSeq and is a predicted model, not a curated record. Bases 1 to 2781 code for a protein of 926 amino acids. Gene Ontology annotation, biological process: regulation of transcription by RNA polymerase II; cytokine production; calcineurin-NFAT signaling cascade. Lineage: Eukaryota; Metazoa; Chordata; Aves; Psittaciformes; Psittacidae. Gene Ontology annotation, molecular function: transcription factor binding; RNA polymerase II cis-regulatory region sequence-specific DNA binding; DNA-binding transcription factor activity, RNA polymerase II-specific.